This is a messenger RNA of Acaromyces ingoldii, 1106 nucleotides long. Its product is annotated as acetylxylan esterase precursor. NCBI's taxonomy places the organism in Eukaryota, Fungi, Basidiomycota, Exobasidiomycetes, Exobasidiales, Cryptobasidiaceae. The record is from RefSeq and is a predicted model, not a curated record. Gene Ontology annotation, molecular function: hydrolase activity. The transcript is spliced from 3 exons. The coding region runs from base 246 to 914 and encodes 222 amino acids.
CUUCUCAGAGCGGGGUAAGCAGCCUUGCCUAGUGCUUAGCUGAUCGGACAUACUUUCCCUGCUGCUUCCACGCCAUGGCCUCAGAGCGGGGGAAAGGUCCAGGGUUGCGCCCAAAUGUCUUCGGAGUGGGGGCCGAGCAUGGGAGGUGUGGUGGGCGCGCAUCGGAGUGAGGCUAGGGGUCCAGUGAGAAUGGUCUCCUAUAAGAAGGCUACCUUUGUGAGGCUUGAGACAUCCACUGUCCAACGAUGAAGAGCACCCUGGCUCUCCUGGACCUUUGUGGAAGCGCCCUUGCUGCACCCGCGCCUCGGGCUGCUUGUCCCGAUGUGCACGUCUUUGGUGCGCGCGAGACGACCGCACCCGCUGGCUACGGGUCCGCCGGGACGGUGGUGAACCUCAUCCUCAACGCGCACCCUGGUGCGACUGCUGAGGCCAUCAACUACCCUGCCGCGGGUGGAGACAGCUACGGGGCCUCGGUGCAAGCAGGCGUAAAAGCCGUUGCUAGCCAGGUGCAGUCGUAUGCGUCGCAGUGCCCCAACGCCAAGCUCGUCCUCGUCGGCUACUCGCAGGGCUCUCAAAUCAUGGACGAUGCCAUGUGCGGCGGAGGCGAUCCCAACCAGGGCAUCUCCAGCACCGCACCUGCGAUUCCCAGCAGUGUGGGUGCCAAAGUCAAGGCCAUGAUCUGGAUGGGCGACCCGCGCCACACGCCCGGCGCGCCCUACAACGUCGGCACCUCUACCGCUGCGGGUUUUGAUCCACGGCCCUCUGGCUUCGUCUGCUCCUACUCGAGCAUCAUCCAGUCGUACUGCGAUGCGGCGGACCCUUACUGCUCCAACGGAAAUGAUGCCUCUGUCCACCAGGGCUACGGCAAGGAGUACGGGCAGGCUGCGCUCCGCUUUGUCAAUAGCAAGCUGUGAUCGCCGUCUGCCUUGCACAUUAAAUCCCCGGCAGAUGCCUUUGUCGACUAUCAGUCAGUCUUCUUGAGACGGCCAACUAUUCCACAGAGGGGACCACGCUCUUUGCAUUUGCUCUUCUCGCUUUAUUCCAGCGCUUCGCACGUAGUAGUAGUAGUAAUGUAGUAGUAGCAGUGGGUAAGCUAAAUCACGCAG